UGAUAAGGAGACCAUCCCUAGUUAUCUAAUCGAGCAGGUAUGCGGUUAAACUCUUGUCAAACCCAUUCAAACAACAGACACAAGCAGGCAUGGCAUGCAAAGCAGCAGCUCAGUGAACUGUCAACGGUAUCGACCACCGGACACUUUUCAUUGGCCGCCUCAAACCAAGAGCCCGCCCCAUUGAGGAUUCUCCUGGAAAUCAUUGGUCCACAUUCAUCUAAGCCACGCCCUCAGCAGUGUACGUCACAGGGGCGCUGGAAACUCCAGCAAGUGGAGGGGAUGUUGUGGUUAUCCAUGCCGCCGCCGCCGCCGACGACUUCUCUCUGAGUGUCAUCUUGUCAAGAAGCCCGACGGGAGGAGAGCUCACCACGCAUGGAGUUGAGCUCGGACCCGGCGGUGGCAACCCUGGAGAUGUCGCAGACCCCGAGCCAAGACGACGAGCCCUUCGGUGGCGACGGCGGCGGCGACUACGAGAGCUUGCCACCUCAUGUCUCCGUGACGAGCCACAUGACAGCGGGAGCCGUGGCGGGCAUCCUGGAGCACACGGUGAUGUACCCCGUGGACUCCGUCAAGACCAGGAUGCAGAGCCUGCAGCCAGACCCAAAUGCACAGUACAAGGGUGUGUAUCAGGCUCUGAGAAGGAUCAUACAGACGGAGGGGCUCCUCAGACCCCUCAGGGGCCUCAACAUCACCAUGAUGGGAGCGGGACCGGCUCACGCGCUCUACUUCGCCUGCUACGAACGGGUCAAACGCUCACUGAGUGACGUCAUGCAGAGCGGAGGCAACAGCAAUUUAGCCAAUGGUGUAGCGGGUAGCGUGGCCACGGUUCUCCACGAUGCCAUCAUGAACCCGGCUGAAGGUAAGAGAAAAGAUUUCAUUGCGCCCUUUUUAAAAGAACAGCAUUCUCUAUAUCCAUCUCUCAGCAUCUCUGAGCGUUUCUCAGCAUCUCUGAGCGUCUCUGAGCGUCUCUCAGCGCCUCUUGUCGUCUCUCAGUGUCUCUCAGCAUCUCUGAGCGUCUCUCAGCGUCUCUGA
Molecule: messenger RNA, 1032 nt
Organism: Etheostoma cragini (Arkansas darter)
Lineage: Eukaryota; Metazoa; Chordata; Actinopteri; Perciformes; Percidae
Product: mitoferrin-1-like
Exons: 4
Coding region: 373-1032 (219 amino acids)
Biological process (GO): iron import into the mitochondrion
Cellular component (GO): mitochondrial membrane
Molecular function (GO): ferrous iron transmembrane transporter activity
Source: RefSeq, a predicted model, not a curated record